Apis cerana (Asiatic honeybee) is the source of this 828-nucleotide messenger RNA. RefSeq lists its product as uncharacterized. The record is from RefSeq and is a predicted model, not a curated record. Lineage: Eukaryota; Metazoa; Arthropoda; Insecta; Hymenoptera; Apidae.
AUGCACGUGGUAUAUCAGGAUCUAAUCGAUAUCUCAGACCUGUUAGAUGAUGCUCAUCAAGUUGCAAAUUAUUUUCUUACUGGAGGACCAUUAAAAGGUCAUGCACAUUUUGUGAGAGAAAGAAAUUGCAAUUCAGAUAGUGAAAAAAAUGAAAAUGAAAUAAGUAAUUCAACUAAUAAGUCUAGUACAGAUUCAUCUGUAAAUGAACAAAAUUUAAAUACAACUUCAUCUGAUUCUAUUGUUGGAGCAUCACAUCUACCGACAUUACAUUCUCAUAAUUUACAUUCUCUUUUACAUCCAACUUUAAAUACAUUAAGUAGAGUACCACAGUUACUAUUAGGGAAUAAUUUAUUACAUUCUGUAUUACAUCCUAAUUUACAUCCUCAUAUUAAUGCAUUACAUGAAAUUCCUAGCAGUUUGAUGAAAUCAGCUAGUUUACCAUUAAAUGAUUUAAUGCAUGCUAGAUCAGAACUCCGUAAUAUAUUACAUCCAGAUGGACCACUUCUUGGAAAUAUCAAUAAAGCAUUAGAAAUUACUAAAAAAAGAAAAAGUUUCAAGAAUACUUUGAUGUAUCCAUUUGGACAACAUACUCCUAUUGUGGGAUUAACUCCUAAAAAUUUCCACAAUAAUAUUCCAUUAUCAAGAAUGAUUGAACCUCAUCUUUCAGCACCUCAUCCUCAUCCUAACGGUUAUAUUGUGAAAUAUAUACCUCACAAUAAACAAUCAAAAUUAUAAUAAUCUUUCAAUAUCAAAGAAAAUAAUUUAAAUGUCCAGAAAAAUAUAAUAAAUUUUGAUUACAAUAAAAAAUACAAUAAAGAUAGAAAAAAA